Hipposideros armiger (great roundleaf bat) is the source of this 450-nucleotide messenger RNA. RefSeq names its product protein diaphanous homolog 3-like. The annotation marks the transcript as partial. Gene Ontology annotation, cellular component: actin filament. NCBI's taxonomy places the organism in Eukaryota, Metazoa, Chordata, Mammalia, Chiroptera, Hipposideridae. Gene Ontology annotation, molecular function: actin binding; small GTPase binding. The record is from RefSeq and is a predicted model, not a curated record. Gene Ontology annotation, biological process: actin cytoskeleton organization; actin filament polymerization. The transcript is spliced from 3 exons.
AUGGAUCGGCAGCGGCCGCGACUGCACCACCCGACGCAGGGCUCCGCCGCCGGGGCCCUCUACCCCUCCUCCGCCUCGCUCCGCAGCUGCCGGGAAAGCAAGAUGCCGCGCAGGAAGGGUCCCCAACACCCUCCGCCGCCCGGCGCGGAGGCGCCUGGAGAGAAACGCCCCAAGUUUCUGGACAAAUUUGCCAGCAUAAAAAUUCCAGGGAGCAAGAAAGAGAGACCUCCACUUUCCAACCUGAAGGCUGCAUUUGCAGGCAAUGAUUGCGGUUCAGGGAUGACGGAACACCUUCCAAAGCCACUGUCAGAGAAUGAAGUCUUAGAACUUUUCGAAAAGAUGAUGGAAGAUAUGAAUUUAAAUGAAGAUAAGAAGGCACCAUUGCGGGAAAAGGACUUCAGUAUCAAAAAAGAAAUGGUGUUGCAGUACAUUAAUACGGCUUCCAAGACA